CGAAUUUCAAGUUUAGGGUUUGAAAAUUUCUUCCCAAUUUCUGUGUAUGAAAUGUUAGGGUUAGGAAUGGCGAAUAGCUUGUUGAAUAAGUUGUGUAUGGAUGAAGAAGAUGCGAUGCUCAAUGUCGAAGUGCGAUGCAAACGCAUUUUGUUGAAAAUGCAGACUUCUUGGUCUGACUGCAAUCCCGGAAGGAGAUUUUGGUCUUGUCCUCACUAUGGGGCCACCAAUUGCAAGUUUUUCAAAUGGAGAGAUAAGCAAAGUGUUGAUGAAAGAUCAAAGUUUAUUAUUCCAAGAUUGGUGAACAAAAUCAAAGAGUUAGAAGAAAAUUACGAGCGUGUUAGGUUGCAUUUGGCUGAACUUUGAAAGUUUUAAGAUGCAGUUUGAUAAUCUCAACAUGAAUUCACUUGAAC
This is a messenger RNA of Lycium ferocissimum, 410 nucleotides long. RefSeq lists its product as uncharacterized. The record is from RefSeq and is a predicted model, not a curated record. Gene Ontology annotation, molecular function: zinc ion binding. The transcript is spliced from 2 exons. Lineage: Eukaryota; Viridiplantae; Streptophyta; Magnoliopsida; Solanales; Solanaceae. The coding region runs from base 52 to 363 and encodes 103 amino acids.